AGUAUUUUCAAAAGUUUUUGAAAUUAAAUUGAAUAUGAACCGGAUACGAAAAUGCUUGUUCAUAUCACUCUUAACUGCAGUUUUUACAGUCGCAGUCGCUGAGAAUCGAAAUCCUAGAAAACGUCAAAUUUAUCGCGAACAAGUGUUGCCACAUGCCGGUGGCAAAAUUCCAGAUACAGCCUUCGAAACUGAUCGUCUUUUCCUGAAUCGGUUGCAGACGAAUGGUAUCUCUGUACCAGACGGUGUUGUGACCGAACAACGAAAUCCGCAGGUAACUCAGUACCAUGACAAAAGCCCCAGAGUUGUAUUCCAAAUAGCACUCAGCUCGGACGGUCGUUACAUACCCGCCGAAGGAAGAUACCAUCACAAGAGUACACCAUCAAUUGAGACCACAUAUCUCUAUCCACAAAUACAUGGCGACUUAAAUGAUGCAUCACUAUCGAAAAUCGCCUAUCCCACAUACAGACAAUUGCAAUUACAUAACUCACAACUCAAUCAAGUGAAACUGCAACCUAAAAAGAAAACGCAAUAUCUCGAUUUAACACCUAGUCUGCAAAAAAGCCACGUCAGUGCAUUUAGGACACAAACAUAUCAGAAUUUCAAUAUUAUCAACUCGCCUGUGGUGCCAACAACAAUUGGUCAACAUACCAUUCGGGUAGCAGGUAGCGGCGGUAAAGUUGGUUAUUUGCUGCCCAACAGCGGCAACGCGGCACAUUUUGGAGGCACAACUAAAGGAGUUCCUCCAUACAUUGUUGAUCAGUACCAAAUUCGAACUAAGCUGAGAUUUGUAUUCGAGAUGAAUGCGCAACGUGUGACAUUGUAUUGCUGUUUACUACUUGCGCUCGCUUACAUUGCGGUUGCAGUAAAGGUGGAAGUGCAGACUUUCGGACAUCUUUUCCAUCCACCAACUGAGGAGCGUCACAGAGAGGAGAAACAGGAUCUUUCCAAAAUACCCGGUGUACCUGGUGUAGACUAUCCGAUUUAUCAUGAGGUACCCCACACGAACUUCCAUUGUGCCAAUGUGCCAGCUGUACCGGGAAUGUAUGCAAAUAUUGAGACCGGUUGUCAGGCAUAUCAUGUCUGUCACGACGGUCGCGAAGGACAUCAAGGCGCACAGUUUCUCUGCACGAAUGGUACAAUUUUCAAUCAGAAGGAGUUUGCAUGCGAUUGGUGGUACAAUGUUAAGUGCGAGGAAUCUGUUAACUAUUAUCACUUGAACUCGGAUCCUGAACAUAAUCCCUACUUCCAAAAGAAAAAAGAACCGGAGGUGCAACACAAUGAGCACGAGGGUUUCUAUAUUCAUGCUUGAUUACUUCAAAUUCCUGUAAUUUAAAAUAAAACAUCAUUAAGUAUUUUUGUUCUCAUUA
This is a messenger RNA of Ceratitis capitata (Mediterranean fruit fly), 1367 nucleotides long. RefSeq lists its product as uncharacterized. The transcript has 8 exons. The record is from RefSeq and is a predicted model, not a curated record. Gene Ontology annotation, molecular function: chitin binding. Bases 35 to 1309 code for a protein of 424 amino acids. Gene Ontology annotation, cellular component: extracellular region. Lineage: Eukaryota; Metazoa; Arthropoda; Insecta; Diptera; Tephritidae.